AUGGGGGCCGUGGGAGGCAGCUGGAACUACAACUACCAGCGUGCCCCGCGCGGCAUCCCACGUGGUUCCUCCACCCAAGCGCGGCUGUUCCCGGGAUGCACCGCGCCAGAGGCGGGGAGAGAAGCGCAACUCCCGGCGGGCGCUGCGGUGUGGGCGGGAAGGGAGGGAGGGGCGGACGGACAGACGGACGGAGGGCGGGGCGUGGUGGGGAGGGCAGCGCUGCGGGUUCGACCCCCGUCCGGUGCCCUCAGCCCCGGCACCAUGCGCUUAUCGGCUCUUCUGAGCCUGGCAGCCCGGCCUAAGCUGCCCAAGGAUUACCGGCACGGCACCUGGCGGCCCGGCACCGUAGCCGAACGCAUCCGGAAUCCCCCGGGCCUACGCCGCAAGAAGAUCUUCGUGGAACCCAUCAGCAGGGAGGAUUGGAAGGUGUUCCGCGGUGAUACGGUCCAGGUGCUGACCGGGAAGGAUGCGGGGAAGCAGGCGAUGGUCACCCAAGUUGUACGCGCCCGUAACUGGGUGGUGGUGGAAGGGCUGAACACGCAUUACCGCUAUGUCAAUAGGAAUGCCAAGUACAGCAGCACCUACAUUGCCAGCGAGGCUCCGCUGCUGCUCAACCAGAUCUCCUUGGUGGACCCUGAGGACCGGAAGCCAACAGAGGUAGACUGGAGGUACACAGAGGAAGGUGAGCGUGUCCGUGUCUCGCUACGCACCGGCCGUAUCAUCCCCCUCCCUCUGCGACAGCGCCGGGAUGGCAUCGUUCCUGAGCAGUGGAUCGAUGGCCCCAAGGACACAUCGGUAGAUGAUGCACUGGAUAAAACCUACACGCCAUCCCUGAAGACCUUUGAGGAGGAGAUCAUGGACGCCAUGGGGAUUGUGGAGACACGUAGGGCCAAGAAGUCCUACUGGUACUAAAUCCUACUUGAAACCUGGCCUGAAGCUGUAUUCUGUGUUCCAAUGGCAGCAGCUUGCAAUAAAGAUGCCCCUUUAUUUUUCA
Molecule: messenger RNA, 994 nt
Organism: Centrocercus urophasianus (Greater sage-grouse)
Lineage: Eukaryota; Metazoa; Chordata; Aves; Galliformes; Phasianidae
Gene: MRPL24
Product: mitochondrial ribosomal protein L24
Exons: 5
Coding region: 1-912 (303 amino acids)
Biological process (GO): translation
Cellular component (GO): mitochondrion; ribosome
Molecular function (GO): structural constituent of ribosome; RNA binding
Source: RefSeq, a predicted model, not a curated record